Drepanopeziza brunnea f. sp. 'multigermtubi' MB_m1 is the source of this 2352-nucleotide messenger RNA. RefSeq lists its product as uncharacterized. Gene Ontology annotation, molecular function: succinyl-CoA:3-oxo-acid CoA-transferase activity. The record is from RefSeq and is a predicted model, not a curated record. Lineage: Eukaryota; Fungi; Ascomycota; Leotiomycetes; Helotiales; Drepanopezizaceae.
AUGUCUUCUACAGCGCUUCUCCGGACCGCCAGGGCCUACACCAGGAACAAUACAAAGCAAUCGCUUCUCCUCGCCCGCACAUUCUCCUCUACCUUCCGGCGAAAUGAGAUCAACAAAGUAUUCCCUUCUGCGGCAGAGGCCCUCAAGGACAUGAAACCCAAUGCCACAGUCCUGUGCGGAGGUUUCGGUCUCUGCGGAGUGCCCGACACCUUGAUCAACGAAGUCGUCAACAAGCCCGAGAUCACCGGAAUCACAGCCGUAUCCAACAAUGCCGGAACAGAUGCUUCGGGAUUGGGCAAGCUUUUGAAGACGAAGCAGAUCAAGAAGAUGAUUGCAAGUUACAUUGGCGAGAACAAAACCUUUGAGAAAAUGUACCUGACCGGCGAAAUCGAGCUGGAGCUCACGCCCCAAGGAACACUGGCUGAGCGUUGCGCGUCGGGUGGAAAAGGAAUUCCGGCCUUCUACACGCCGGCAGCUUUUGGAACGGUUGUGCAGACUGGAGACCUCCCUCUGCAAAACAACGCUGAUGGAACGCCGAAAGUGUACUCAUAUCCCAAAGAUGUCAAGGUGUUUAAUGGAAAGCAGUACCUCUUAGAGGAGAGUAUCAAGGGCGACUACGCUUUUGUCAAAGCCUGGAAGGCGGACAGGCUUGGGAACUGCCAGUUCAGACUUACGGCUCACAACUUCAACGGUGCUAUGGGCCGAAACGCUGCUAUGACAAUCGUGGAGGCAGAGCAUAUUGUUGAGCCUGGAGAGAUCUCCCCUGAAGCUGUGCAUCUUCCAGGUAUCUAUGUCAAGCGGGUGAUCCAAUCGACGACUGAGAAAGGCAUUGAGAAGUACACUUUCGCGAAAGAUCCCAACGAGGAGACCAAGUCUGCGCUUGGCACGGGAGAGACUGCUGCUAAGAGAGAGCGUAUCGUCCGCCGAGCGGCCAAGGAGUUCAAGAACGGCAUGUACGCCAACCUGGGUAUUGGCAUGCCUAUGCUGGCUCCUGGUUUCGUUGGUCCAGAGGUCGAGGUCCAGCUGCAAUCAGAGAAUGGUAUUCUCGGACUCGGUCCCUACCCAGUGAAGGGCAAAGAAGAUGCAGACCUCAUCAACGCCGGGAAAGAGACUGUCACUUUGAAGCCUGGAGCUGCUGUAUUUGGUAGCGAGGAGUCUUUUGGGAUGAUCAGAAGUGGUCGUGUCAAUCUGACGAUCCUUGGAGCUAUGCAGGUUAGCGCAAAUGGAGACUUGGCCAACUGGAUGUUGCCGGGAAAGAUAAAGGGAUUUGGUGGUGCUAUGGACUUGGUCUCCAAUCCCGAGAAGACCAAGGUUGUAGUUACAAUGGAGCAUACUGAUAAGAAGGGCAAUGCGAAGAUUGUCAAGCAAUGUGCUUUCCCGUUGACGGGUAAGGCUUGUGUGUCGUUGAUCAUCACGGAAUUGGGUGUUUUCAACGUCGACUUUUCAACUGGAUUGACCUUGAUCGAGAUUGCUGAUGGGGUUACUGUUGACGAGAUCAAGAGCAAGACAGAAGCUCCGUUCAAGGUCGCAGAGGACUUGAAGGCAAUGUUCUUCAUCAUAAACACCUCAGACGUUCAAAAUCGUCCAGUCAUGGAUACCCCGCGAAACCCAGCGCUCCCACUCCCAACCUUCCACCCCUUUGUCCGUCUGCCUACUGAGCUGCGCUUGAAGAUAUACGACUGUAUGCUGGCUCUAUCUCACAACAGCCACAAAUCGACUCGGAUCCUGAAGAUUUCCUUCUCCCCUUCUCGAGGCCAGUACAUCUCCAACACGCCCCCGCCAGUCACGCUAUGCCUCUGCUCCGAAUCGCGUCUCAACACGCUCUCAACACACUCUUACCUCUUGCUGGGCCCCUCACAAGCACCACUACAGACGCCAUCCUCCUCGUUCCUAAGCCUCAUCCGGCAACCCACGUCCUCAACCGGCAUCAUCCCAAUCCCCAUCUCCUACAGUCGAGAUAUUCUCUACCUGUCGUCCCUCUCACCCCUGAUAUCAACGCAUCUCCACAGGAUCCUCUAUCACUUCUUCACUUCCCCUUCUCGGCACCUAAUCCAGCAACUUGCGAUCGAUUUCCGCGUCUGGACUGAGCUGUGCGAGAAUGGUUUUCUGGGCGCUGUGAGCCGGAUGAAAGCGCUGAGAGAGGUGUUUCUCGUGGUAGAGUUUGGUCGGGAUUUUGAUGGCGCAGUGGGGUUUCUGGAAUUGCCCAGCUGGAGGAGGGAUCUGAAGUGGGUGGCGGAGGGUGCGGAGAGGGAUGUGAGGGAUAAAGGACGGGCUUUGGGGAGGCAGGCACAGGGGAUGGGGGAUGUGAGGGUUAGAUGUGUGCUUCUGACGAGGGGUGGAGAGCAAAGUUAG